AUGUCGACCUGGCAGCUUUUGCUGUGCUUGGUGGCAACGCGCUUUGCGAGAAUACAUGGGGCGAUUGAUGCUAACAUCUACGAGAAACUGUUCAUGGUGAACUGGCCCAUGUUUGAGAAGAUGACGGAGAAGGUGGUCCAGGUGCAUGCCAAAGAUGUUUUGGACCUGGGCACCGGUCCGGGCCAGCCCUCCUUGCUGAUCGCCAAGACGUUGCCUUCAGCCAAAGUCCAUGCGACGGAUCUUCAGGAGGCGAUGGUUGAAAAGGCCAAAAAGCGAGCAGAAGGGGUCAAGAACCUUGACUUCAGCGUGCACUCCGCGGAUGAUCUAUCCUCCUUCCACAGCAAGAGCUUUGAUGCCGUCACCAUGAGCUUUGUUUUGAUGUUCGUCCCAGACAAAGCAAAAUCUUUGCGGGAGAUUGGCCGUGUGUUACGUGCAGGAGGGCAUGCAUUUAUUUCCAUUUGGAAGAAGAUGCCUUUCUUUACCCUCGCCGUCGAGGCCUAUGCAGAGAUUGCGGGUGAGAAACCGAAAGAAAUGCCUGUGAAUCCGCUGGCCUUAGCCGAGGAGAAGCUGAUGAAAGACUUGAUCGAGGAAACUCGAGGCUUGCUGGUACUCGAGCAUGAAGAGCCAGGUGAGGAUGACUUGGACCAGGUCGCUGCGCAGGCGGCCCUGCAAUUGGUGCCCUUCCCGAAUCCCGUCGUGGCUCGGCAAUUGCUGACCUUGGGCGAGGAGGAGCGACAGGCGGUGCUGACCUUCUUCCCAGCGCCCAGGAGAGAAGAGGUUCAGAUACUCUUGGAUCAGGCACCAGAUCCGAAUGCCCCAGCCAGCGCACGAGCCGCGUAUGCGAGGUAUCAGGCGCCUGAGCCGUUGCCGCUGGAACCUGGUGCCACGGUCGCCGCGCCCUUUGAGAGGUACAAAUUCAAACUCAUCAGCGUCUCCAAUAGUGGCUCCCAAAUAACCCUGGACUCGUAG
Molecule: messenger RNA, 969 nt
Organism: Durusdinium trenchii
Lineage: Eukaryota; Dinophyceae; Suessiales; Symbiodiniaceae
Source: the annotation of a GenBank genome assembly